This is a messenger RNA of Schistosoma haematobium, 3533 nucleotides long. RefSeq lists its product as uncharacterized. The record is from RefSeq and is a predicted model, not a curated record. Gene Ontology annotation, biological process: sphingolipid metabolic process. Bases 219 to 3002 code for a protein of 927 amino acids. The transcript has 14 exons. Gene Ontology annotation, cellular component: lysosome. Lineage: Eukaryota; Metazoa; Platyhelminthes; Trematoda; Strigeidida; Schistosomatidae.
GUGCUCCUCAUAAACAAGACGACUGAAGACUUCCAUAAAUUUUCAGAGACAAAAUAAAAAUUGAAUCAUGUAAAACUUUAAAUACUUUAAUUGUGUAUUAUCAAUUGAGUGAUGAUGUGUCUAUGGCAAGUUGUUUUUCCACAUCGGAAACUAAUUAUUCACUGCUUUCAUUCAGUUCUCGGGUAACUUGAUUUGAUUGUUCGCAAUACUGAGUUGGGAUGUUGCGGUUGACUUUUGUUUUGAUAUUUUUAUCACCCAUAGUUGUUUCACAUACUACGGUUGACAGAUUAGUUUGCCGAAGUGCUGUCUCUGCACAAAAGCAUAAUGUUCUUCCUGAAUGUAUUGGUGAAUGGAAGAAGUACCCAUGGUCGCAGUUUAGAAUAGAUAAUUCUUCCGAAUGCACGGAUUGCCGGUUAAUCUCACCCUAUGUGUGGGAUUACAAGAUUGAGCCACUGCUUUGUGCUACUGGUGUUAAAAAUGAAGAGUGCAAAAAUAUAAUCAACGCUUUAUCCCAACUGAAAUAUAUCAAGAAUCGCAAUAACGUUUUGUGUAACAUCCUUACGCUUUGUGAUUCUCAUACAUACAUCAAAGAUCUAAAUUUCGGCGUUCCACUCUGUGAUGAUUGUAAACGAUUGGUCAAUGAUAUGCAAAAGCUUAUUGAAGACAAUUCAACUGCUGCACAGAUUGAAGCACAGCUUGAUGAAUUAGUCUGCAAUAAUCUUCCAGGUGAAAUAAUUCCAUACUGCAAAAAUUUGGUAAAUGUCCACGUUCCAUAUGUCCUGCAUAUCAUUUCAGAAAAGAUGAGUCCUGAAGAGAUCUGUGCAACGCUGGGACUUUGCGUAAGUGUGAAGACAAAAUUCACACUGGCCAACUUCAUGACUAAUAAAGGAAAGAAAUGUAAUGAAGAUAGAAAAUUUUCAUGGAUAAGACGCCCAAUGGGUAGUGUCGGUCAUAAAUGGACUUCAUACAAAUCUCAAGAAACUCCAACCUGUCCAAACUGUUUAUCAGUACUGAGUCAAUUCAAGAUAGGUGUUGAGAACCCAACUAUACAAGAACGCUUAAAGGAAUUGAUUGAUGAAAAGGUUUGCACACAUAUGGGCUUCUUUGCCGCCGCUUGUAAAGAAGCGAUAGAAUAUAACUUUGGUCAAAUAAUCAAUGGUAUGAAAGAGGUGGACCCUAAAGAGAUGUGUAGUUUGUUUGGAAUGUGUACAUGUGAAUACAAUAAUAUACCUGGUGAUACAAUGUUACCAUCGUUGUCUACAUCACAGGAUAUUCCCGGUGUUUGUCAUUUAUGUACUCUAUUGGUCAAAAAGAUAUUUGAACUAACUAUUGGUAAUCAAACCGAAGCUGCAAUUGUGUUAGCUAUGGAGACCGUCUGUGAAUAUCUACCAUCUGAUUACGAUACACAGUGUGAGAACUUUGUCGAAAAAUACGGAGCGAAAAUUGUUAGUGCUAUUAUUGACGGCACUGCUCCUGAGCUAAUAUGUGGAAGUAUAGGAUUGUGUGCUUCACCCAUACAUCAGAAGGUAGGGCUACCAUCAUCAUCACAGUCACUACCACCACGUCAAGAUCAUCAAGUUCAAACUACUGCAACUCUAUCAUCUGGUAUAGAUGUUUGUUUAACCUGUAAAUUUUUCGUUGAAACACUUUAUGGACAACUUCAAAAUAAUAAAACAGAAGAGGAAUUGAAACAUCUGAUUAAAAAUGCAUGUUCCGUUCUACCUGCUGGCUAUGCAGAUAAAUGUUCCGAAUUGAUUGAUCGUUAUUUCGAUGAUGUCAUUAAACUAAUAGAAAAUAAUUAUACACCAGAGCAGAUAUGUCAAACAAUUUCACUCUGCCAAUCAAUACCAGCUUGGAGUUUAUCCGAACAAAAUCCAUGCCUUUUAGGCUCAACUUAUUGGUGUCGGGAUUACAGUACAGCAAAAAUGUGUAAUGCUGUAAAUUAUUGCAGUUCCAAUGGUUGGAAAACUUAUCCACCAAGUAAUCAGAAUAAAUUAUUUAAAUCACAAUGUGAAUUGAUGAAAUUAACAGAGAUAUGUGUUAAUUCUGAAUUGGCUAAAAAAUGUAAUCGUUUAAAUGAAUGUUAUGAACAACAAGUGAAAAAUUUCUUAAAUUUAUUCAGUAUUUCAACAGUAUCAUUAAAUAAUGACAAAAUUAAUAAAUCACCAUGUUCCGUGUGUGUUGUUAUGACAACUAAAUGGUUGUUACAAUGGGAUUUAUUUGGUGGACCAAUUAUUAAUCGCAGUAUAUGCGCUGAAUACAAAACUAAAAAUGAAUUACAGCAGUGCUAUGAUGUGGUUGAAAAGGCUGGAGUGCUAUUGAUUCGUUCAAGGAGUGAUCGUAAUAAUGUCGAACAAAUAUGUGCUCGUACAAUCAACUGUGCUUCAGUGAAAGAUGGUGAAAAUGAACAAUUCUCUGAAACAAUAGAUCAGUCUGUAAAUGAAAAUCCAGACAAAUUAAGUCCAUUAGCUUUAUAUGAUUUUGAUAAAAUUGCUUGUUUAUGGGGUCCUACUUAUUGGUGCUCAUCAAAAGAGACGGCUAGAAAAUGUAAUGCAACAAAUUAUUGUACAGCAACUUAUUGGCCCGAAAUUAACACUAAUGGCAUUGAUAUUGAUAGUAAAGAUAAUAAUAUUAUUGACAGUCAUGCUACUACAACGUCAUUAUCAACGCCAAUUGAGAAAACUAAAUCUGAACAUUUAUUAGGUAUAAAACCAUGUUCAUGGGGGCCAUCUUAUUGGUGUCAAUCAAAAGAAAUUGCUAAAAUAUGCGGUAAUGCAGCCUUAGUGCAUUGUGAAACUAAGGUAUGGAUUACUUUAUCAGAUUCAAGGAAAUCAUCACAUAAGAUAACUUCUAAACUUGAUAAUAGAUGUACACAUGGUCCAUCGUUUUGGUGUGCAUCAUUUGAAAAUGCUAAAUUAUGCGGUGAACAUGCAGAAUGGCAUUGUAUGAAUGUAGUUUGGUCAAAUAUACAUAAAUUCAAAUCUAAUUCUAUCAAUCCAUAAUUGAAUAAUGAUCAAUCUUAAUUUUUACUGCCUAGAGGACAUUUUUGUGUUUCCCCUUCUCAUUUGAACUCAUUCAUUUAUACUUCAUCUGGUCUCUGUAUUUGUGUUUGUGCCUAUUCAUCUGUUGUUUGUUAAUGUGUUUUCUACAAAUUUAUCUUUUUGAAGAACAAUCUGAAUUCAUUGACUUUUUUUUAUUUCUCUCUGUUGGAAUAAAAUAUGAACAACAUUUUGAUUUUACAUUGCUCAAAAGUCAUUUACAUUAAUGUCUCAUUUUUAUUAGAUGUACUGUUUGAUUAAAAGUUUACUAUUCAAUUUAUACAGUUUUGCGUUAUUUUUUUGAAAUUUCCUAAUUUGUGAUAUUGAUAAACGGAAGAAGUGUCUAACAUGACUAACUUCACUGCAGUAAUGUGCCUGGCAAGAAAUACGAAAGUUCAGUUGCAAGUGAAAUCUAAAGGGAAUAAUGCCGAUGAAUUGAGAUGCUAUAAGGAAUAUAAGAACGGUCGCUUACACCAUGUAAAAAUACGUCUUUGG